AUGAGACUCAAUGCCCCUGCCCUCCUCUGCGCCUUCGCGAGCCUAGCCACGGCCAACCCUCUCGACUGGCUCGGCAUCGCCUCCUGGGACGUCGAGGGCUUCGCCAAAGACAACCCCAUCGGCAAGACCACCGGCGGUAAGGGCGGCCCGACCGUGACCGUCACGAGCGUCCCCGAGCUCCAGACGGCCGUUGUCGGCAGCGACCCCAAGACCAUUGUCCUCAAGGGCGAGUUCGCCCUGCCCGCGCGCCUCAACAUCGGCUCCAACAAGAGCCUCAUCGGCUUCAAGAACAAGCCUGAACGUAACCUCAAGAUCAGCUUCAUCUUGGACAACGACUGCAUCACCAUCCGCAACUCUACCCGGGUCUGGGUUGACCACAACGAGUUCACCUCGGAUAUCUCCCAGGGUCCUGACUUAUACGACGGUCAGGUCGACAUCAUCCGCGCUUCGGACUGGAUCACGGUCUCGUGGAACUACUUCCACGACCACUGGAAGUCCUCCCUCGUCGGCAACGACGCCACCUUCCGCGACCUUGACUCGGGCCACCUCCACGUCAGCUACCACCACAACCACUGGAAGAACAUGGGCACCCGUGGCCCCGCCGGCCGCUUCGGCACCCAGCACAUCUACAACAACCUCUACGAGGACUUCCUCUACCAGGCCAUCCACUCCCGCUCCGACAACCAGGUCCUCGUCGAGGGCAACGUGUUCCGCGGCAAGACGCGCGAGGCCCUGAGCACGUACGGCCUCGUCAUCCCCGAGGACUCCCCCAACACCUGCGUGUGCGGCGAUGAGGAGCUGGACGGGUUCGCCAACCUGGGCUCUCCCAACGACUGGGGUCGAGCUGGUGUCAACAUUACCCAGAAGGGCACUUUCUACAAGGCCCCGUACAAGUUCAAGCUGACCCCUCUCCCCCUUCUUGCUCCGAUCAUCAAGCUUGGUGCCGGUGUCGGUCGCGUCUAA
This is a messenger RNA of Colletotrichum higginsianum IMI 349063, 963 nucleotides long. RefSeq names its product Pectate lyase. The transcript is spliced from 4 exons. The coding region runs from base 1 to 963 and encodes 320 amino acids. The record is from RefSeq and is a predicted model, not a curated record. Gene Ontology annotation, molecular function: pectate lyase activity. Lineage: Eukaryota; Fungi; Ascomycota; Sordariomycetes; Glomerellales; Glomerellaceae.